This is a messenger RNA of Wasmannia auropunctata (little fire ant), 2616 nucleotides long. RefSeq names its product TLD domain-containing protein 1. The transcript is spliced from 2 exons. The record is from RefSeq and is a predicted model, not a curated record. Lineage: Eukaryota; Metazoa; Arthropoda; Insecta; Hymenoptera; Formicidae. The coding region runs from base 355 to 1686 and encodes 443 amino acids.
UCCUGGUGUUGGAAAAGAUGCGCAGUGUGCGCACUCGUAGCAGCGAGCCGCUCGCUCGCUCGCUCGCGCGCGCGUUGUACAUAACCUUCAAGCCUUCUAGUGAGCGCUUUGGCGAGGUCCAAGUCGAUCGCACGAUCGCCGUCGUUCGCACGACGACGUGACGUGACGUAACGUGACGAGACGUCAGACGCAACGUCACGCCGCCGCCGCCGCCGCCGUCGCUGACACCGGCCGACACCCGCUGCGAAAAAGGUGCAGGGUGGUGUCCUUGCGCUUUCGACAUACAUAGGACGACCGGGUGGAAGACGAGGAGGUAUAUGGACUGUCGAGAAAGGCUGCUCGCCCGUACGAAAGAUGGGUCAUGGAUCAAGCCGUUCUGCUUCGUCAAAUAUCCUUUCCACGGAGGAAUUGACACUAGUAGAGAACCUCUUUAAGUCUAUGUCCCGCAGCUCAGGUUCCAUCAAACGCGAGGAUAUAUUCAAACAUUGGUCGACACAUUUAGACGAUGCGUUAUUGCAAUUUGUGGUUCGAUUUCUCUGUCACGAUCCGGGAAAGAAGGUCUCGGCCAUCAACGGGGAGAACUUUGGUCGGCUCUACGUCUUUGCCGUACGUGGUAAUCCCGAGGAACGCACCAAUUUGAUCUUUGACGGUUUCUCGGAGGAGGAGCAAAAAUACGAAAUACCCACCGCUUCGUUCCUUCAGUAUCUUCAAGCAACGAUUAACUCUUACUUGCGACUACAAAAGAACUCUGGCAAUGCGCAUUACCUCACUUGGAGUAGCAUCGGCUGCACCGUCAACACCAGGCGCAUAGGGAUGCGUUCUCGCAGCCUUUGCGAGGAUCUGAUAAAGUAUGGGGAUGUGUUGACCGUUGAUCAAGUUGAAAAUUGGUUCAUGACAGCUGCCACGUUCAAGAAUAUUCAAUCGCACGUUUUUCAGUACCUUUAUCUAGUCUCUCAAAAGAAGGGUAGCGAUAAGAAUACGGGAGCGCGAAUAAACGAUCUAAAUCUUCUGCCCUUGUGCAAGGGUUUGGAAAAUAUACCGCACUUUCCGAGUAUAUUAGGCUUAGGAGAUGUUCUGUUCCUAAAUUUGAGUCUGCCGCACGAGUUACGUGAUGAAUGGCGGUUUCUAUUUUCGAGUCAGGUGCACGGCGAAUCGUUUUCGACCAUGUUAGGAAGGAUCGUGAUGCAAGGUGCCACGAUUAUCAUACUUCAAGAUACAGACGACCACGUGUUUGGCGGUUUCGCCUCGGACAAUUGGAAGCUAGGACCGAAUUUUAUAGGUAACCAAACGUCAUUCCUAUUCAAACUUGAGCCGGAUAUAUUGACAUUCUCAUCGACGAAUUACAACAAUCAUUAUCAGUAUCUCAAUCUCCAUCAGCAAACGAUGCCUAAUGGCCUGCUUAUGGGGGGGCAGCUUAAUUAUCCUGGCCUUUGGUUGGAUUGCGAAUACGGCACCGGCAAAUCGAGCUUGUCGUGCACGACUUUUCAAAAUUAUGUACAGCUUAGCGGUAAAGAAGACUUUAAAAUCAAACAUUGCGAGGUAUGGGGGGUCGGUCCAGUACCAGAUGCGGAAGAGGACAUACGCGAAAUGAAGUCUGUGUUGGAUCAAGAUCCGACAUCGAAGGUCAUGUUAGAAUUGUCCGGUCGUAAGUUACACAGUGAGGGACUUCGCGAGGAUCAAGAGUAAUUGUGAUAAAUAUUGAGAUUUUUAUGAGAAUUUGAGCAGGAGAAAGAGAGAGAGAGAGAGAGAGAGAGAGAGAGAGAGAGAGAGAGCGCGCACAAGCGAAAGAAUGCUAGUUGUGAAGAUAUUUGCAGAUAUUUAAGAUUGAUUAAUUGAUUUUACACAGAAUAAAAUCUAUAUAAAUAUUGUUAUCGAUUCUUAUAGUUAUAAUGGAAUAUAUGCGGGUAUGAGAAACGUAUUAAAAAACUCAUAAUUAUACUUAUAGUAAUAUUUACAAUAUGAAAGAGUCCUCCCAUUUUACACGAGUGUGUAUCUUUAGAGUUGAAACGAAUUCACGUGACAGCAACGCGAGAAAAACAAUUAAAAUAUACAUUGACAGAAACGAAUUAUAUUACGAAAAUUGUUAUGGAAGUUGAGUGAAAAAGUUCUGCUUGUCUGUUUGUAUGAAUGAAUUCCAUAUACACUUUUUACAGACUUGUGUGAGACUAUUUGUUUAUAAUUAUUUAAGUAUAUAUUAUUUAGGACUUUUGUCCCCUUUUAUAACGGCCUGACAUAUUUCAAUUCGCGAUUGUUUUUUUUUUUUUCAAUCAUUCAAUCAUAUUUAUCGUGCAAUUUUAUUAUGUCUACGUGUAUACGUGUAUCUAUGAAUUCAGUGCUAUGAUAUUAAAGAAUGCCGAUUGUUGCGUGGCCUGAAUGCCUAUUGUCUAGUGCCUGACGAGUCGUUAUAAUUGUUAAUUUAUUGUUCUCUGCAUAUGUUGAUUACUCAUAAACGAAUAACCGUGUGCCAUACAAAUUGCUUUUGUUAACUAAGACUGUAUAAUUGUUGUGCAAAGGAAUAUGCAAACAUUCUGAUCGUUUGCCAAUUAUAAAGUCAAAGGAAACCAUCGCACUAUUGUAACAACUAUUAAAAGUUCAAUAAACAAUCAAAAUCCUAUA